AUGGACAACAAUCGGAUCAAACUGUUAGUCGUUUUCGGCAAAGAUGGCGAAGAAGUGAUUGUCGUCACCACCGAUGACAUCGUCUACGGCUUCGGUGCCAACCGUUUCGGUCGAUUGGGUCUCGGAGUGAGUGAUGCCAUCGAAAGACCGCAACUGAACGCCACUCUCACCGGAAAGAAGAUAAUGAAGAUAUGCUAUGGUUUGGGACACUGUUUGGGACUCACGAGUGGCGGACAGUGCUAUGGAUGGGGACAUAACGCGAGCGGACAAAUCGGCAUCGGGUCUAUGAGUGACACUCCGACCCCUCAACCAAUCAAAAUACUUAGCAGAAGAUUACAACUCAAACCAAUUGAAGACAUCUCAUGCGGUGAUAAUCAUUCACUAGCGCUGACUAGAGACGGCCUUAUCUACAGCUUUGGGGCCAACGAUCGGCGCCAAUGCGGCCAAAGAGAGGGCAAAUUGGUUUGGGUGCCAACGAAAGUGACACUUAAUGUCAAGUUUGUGUCCAUCUCUUGCGGUCGUAACCAUUCAUGCGGUCUCACAGAUAGGGGAACAGCCUAUGUGUGGGGCAGUAAUGACUGCCAACAGUUGGGUCCCGAAGCGAUGGUAGUCGCCGGUCAGACGUACGCCAGUCCUCACGCUUUUCACGGCCACAAUGACCGUGUAUUUCAACACGUGAUGUGCGGACCCGACCACACAGUACUGAUGACGCCGACGGGUAUUAUUCGUGUGAUUGGUUGGAAUGAAUGGAAAGCCGAUCCCAAAAAUGGUUAUUUAUUUAACGCUAUUAAGGUUCGCAAGAAUAUACAAUUCAAACGCAUUGACACCACUUAUGACAAUCGGGUAGUGAUUGUGACCGAACCGGACGGACAGCUCUGUAUUCUCGGCAAAGAGAAACGAUGGCCGACUCGUACUCCCAUUUAUAUACCGAUCGGUUGUUCACUGUUUGACGUUUGCGCCAAAUAUUGCGGUCAUAACCGGACUUUCGCAUCGAUUGUGGAUUCAAUUGAAACGUCGAUAUCAUUGAUGGAAAGCUGUUCCCAAAGCGAUGAAGAGAUCUAUUGGUCUGACGGAGAAGAAGAAGUUGAUGUCAAAGAUGAAUCAAAUGUGGAUAUCUUUGCUGAAAGUGAUGACGAGAUCUAUUUCUCUGAUGCCGAAGAAGUGACUGACAAACAGACGAGUCAUUUGCAAACACAGUCUUUGCUGUCAUCACAUUUUGGUGCACAUAAUGGCAACGAUAAUGCGAUGAAAUCCAGUUUAUGUCUCACUGGAUGUGGAGAUAAUGCGGGAACCGUUGAUCUAAAUGCCACCCAUUGUAUUGAUCCGAUUAUAACUUGUUUUCAAAAGCAUUUGUUUAAGUCGUUUGACAAUCGAUUGGACUUUGAUAUGAUAUUUAUUGUCGAAAACAAAGCGAUUUAUUGUCACAAAACUGUUCUCAAGAUUAGAAACAAAGAGUUUUGGGAAAUAUGUGAACAAAAUAUGUUUACCGAACGGGAGAUCGAAAUCAACGUCUAUUCUUAUGACACAAUUAAAGCGUUUCUCAAGUUUUUGUAUGGAUUGCGACCCGAAGUGAAUGACCAGAACUGUCAACAACUGUUAGGUUUGGCCGUAGAGUACGGCGAACGCGGACUCAAAGACAUGUGUUGUCAAUACUUAUAAAUUCUAUUAAUUUUAUUAAAAUUUUUAACUUAAGUUUU
This is a messenger RNA of Medioppia subpectinata, 1697 nucleotides long. The record is from the annotation of a GenBank genome assembly. NCBI's taxonomy places the organism in Eukaryota, Metazoa, Arthropoda, Arachnida, Sarcoptiformes, Oppiidae.